Messenger RNA from Trichomonas vaginalis G3, 333 nucleotides. Its product is annotated as protein of unknown function, DUF4106 family. NCBI's taxonomy places the organism in Eukaryota, Parabasalia, Trichomonadida, Trichomonadidae. The transcript has a single exon. The record is from RefSeq and is a predicted model, not a curated record. Bases 1 to 333 code for a protein of 110 amino acids.
AUGUUCCUUGACAAAAUAAAACCAACUACAGAAAUAAACGACGCAAGACUGAAAGAUUGGGUAGAAGCUUUCCCAUUCACAAAAGAUAUAGUUGGUAACAUGGAAAGAAAACCAGAAUGGCUACAAAAACAUAUAUUUGGAAACGAGCAUAUUCCAUAUGGACAGGCACUGUUUGAAGAGCUUGAACCAGAAACUCAGGAAAGAGUCAUGCAAACAAUACGCAAAGACUCAAAUACAAACUAUGACAAACUCUUUCUAGGAUAUAGGUUACCUGAGAUGGGCGACCAGAGCCAAAAGGCACAAAAAGGACAUGGGAAAUUUGCAACAUACUAG